AUGAAUGACUCGUUAACCAAACGGAACGCAUUCAGGUAUGAGAUUUGUACAUGGAGUACGCAUAGAGGUACAGUGGGCCGAGGUGGCUAGGCCUUGAUCCUAACAUGAAUUCUCCGACGGUUGCUUUGAUGGAGGUUUGGAGGUGAACACAUACACGUCACUCGUCACAAAGACCCCCGCUUCAAAAACCGCGGAGCAUUCAUCGCGUUACCUCAACUUUGGACGCGUCUCGCGUGGGGUCUUGGACUCCAACAUUUCCAACCAUUACCACCACCGCCAUCAAUGUUAUGAGGAUUGUCCCUGCCAGAGCAAUGUCUACUACCCAACAUUCUACUGAUUCCUUGAUUGAGUUUGGUUUAUAGAAGGAUUCUACCUUGCAACAAGAUGCAUUAUGGCGCCAUCGGCCCCGCGAGGUGAGUCUCACCAAGUUUGCCCCAAAUCCGCAACUAACGACUAUUUUGCCAGCAUCUGCCGAACGGCCACUUCAAGGCGCAGUCCUAUGUUUUACUUCCGUGAGCCCGGAAGAACGAGUCAGAUGGCACUUUCUCUCCUACAAGUCCCUUGUGCGCUGAUUGUUAUCUAGACUCAAUAUGCAGAGAUUGCUCUACAGAUGGGCGCCGAACACAAGCUGGACCUCACCUCAGACACUACCCAUUUGAUUGUCGGUAGUACAGAUACGAUGAAGUACAAAUAUGUUGCCAAAGAGCGGGAAGACAUCAAGGUAUUGCGCCCUGAAUGGAUCGAGGCAGUCAGGGACCGGUGGAUGAACGAUCGCCCAAUGAAUCUCCAAGAGCUUGCUGGCAAGUUUCGAGUGCCAACGUUGGCCGGCCUCAAAAUAUGCAUCACCGGCUUCGAGGAUCUUCUCUUUCGAGCCCAAUUGCAGAAAAAUGUCAUCGAGAAUGGAGGAGAGUAUACCGGAGACCUCACCAAGGAUGUGACGCAUCUCAUUGCGGCCAGUGCCCAAGGCAAGAAAUAUGAAUACGGAAUGCAAUGGCAGAAAAAAGUCGUCAGUCUGCAGUGGUAUAAAGACAGCCUUGAAAGAGGCAUGCAGCUCGACGAAACUCUGUAUCAUCCAACAACCCCGCCGAAUGAACAAGGCUUGGGUGCUUGGAACAGGAAACCCAGGUCGAUAUCAUUCACAGAGAAGCGGCCCAGAGACGAGCCCGCCGGUCCGGAGCCUUCGAGGAAGCUUCGUCGUACGGCAAGUGCCAGGCUAGGGAGCCAAAACCAGAGUCUAUGGACAGACAUUGUCGGUGGCUCUGAGCAUGACGAGACACAUUCUUCACGACCGGAUUUGAAAGCGGCCGUGUCCAUGCCUGACCUUAGCAAGGAUGGCCUCACACGCGGGGCAACCAGAGUGAACAAAGCCAAAGGUGAUUACUCGAACAAGUCAAACGCUGGCUUCUUCUACAAUUGUACCUUCUCGAUAUACGGCUUCGACGCUAAAAAGCGAGUUCACCUUCAAAACAUCUUGGUCCAGAACAGUGGAACGAUCAUUGAAGACUUGACUCAGAUGGAUCCGGAUGAUUUAGCUCGAGCACUGAUCUUGGUUCCUCAUGACAUUGGCAAAGCGAACAAAACUGCACUUCGACUUCCCCAGGCUACCACACCGAUUGUGUCUGAGUUUUGGUUGGAAAGGUGUAUGUUGGAAAAGACCUUUAUCGAACCUCACAAUUACACUCUCGGGCAGGUUCUCAUGGAACCAGCUAUACCUGGCAUGACGGAUCUCAGCGUCAAUGCCACUGGCUUUGACGGACUCGAAACAAUGCAUAUAUCCAAGAUCGUCAAACUUGUCGGAGGCAAAUAUGUUGAAGUGUUUACAGCUAGCGUGUCGAUUCUGAUCUGCAAGGGCAGAGAUGUCAAUAAUGAGAAGCUGCAACUAGCACGACAUUGUGGUAUUCCCGUGGUGACGGCAGAGUGGCUUUACUCCACUAUCAAAUCUCGGCGAAAGGCUGUGAUAAAAAACUAUCUUAUCCAGGACCUGGGAAAGCAGGGUUCAGGCUCUAGAGCAGUAGCGGGAAAGAGUUCAAAGCAGGAGGCAGCAGAAAAAGAAUAUGUCGAGGUCAGCACCAUUCCCAUCCAGCGAAAGAAAGGACACCAUGAAUUAGAGCAAGCACGGGGACAGCAAAUUGCGGGCAAAGCAAAGGUUGACACAGGCACGCGCACAAAAGCAGACGGCUCAUGGGUCCAUGUCCACACAGAUCCCGAGCACAGUCUCACAACAGAUUCUGGAAAGACAUCAUUUCCAUCAGAGAGCAGCGGCACCGGAUCUGGCAACGAUGGACAACGGACGGCGACUGGAGAAGUCUCAGAACAUUCACCACUUCAAGAAAUCUCUUCAAACUCUCCUGGUAAGAAGACGGUGGGUCCAGGCUCGAGGAUGCCCUCAUCAGGUUCGCAGAUAGGAUCAUGUGAUGAGGUCAACAGCCUGACAGAGCCGAGACAAACACUUGAUGACGAACCUACAUCCAAAGGACGAAAUCAAGAAGUUAUGCAAGGCGCCGAAGUGGGGACCGGUAGUGUCCAGGCGAUCAACGGAGCGAUCCGAGAACUUUUGGAGCAGCAAGCGAAAAAGAGCCAGUCAAACAACAAAGAGAGCGACAAAGCAGGGAAGAAGGGACGGCUGGUCGGGAGAGCAUUGAGCAACCUGUCAAAUUCCUCGAUAACGUCGAAAAGAUGCUCUCGUGCGAGCUCGGUUGAUAGCAUGAACACGGACGGGAUGGGCAGUGAGAUUGUAUCAUUGCAAUCCAUCAAGGCCAGUCGAGAGAUGGGAUCAGGGGGUGAAAAGGGAGGGUUCAGCUUCAUGGGUCGGGCAAAGUCGACCUUGAGCGGCUACAAGCCAAUAAAAUAUGGAACGGAAGAUCCGCACAUUGGAAACAGACCGGAUGAGAUGGAUAAUGUGGGGCCACCGAUGACCCAGCUUGGAUAUGAAGAUCCCGAGGAAGCAGUGGCACUGCGAGAGAAGCUUGCCGAGUCGAGGAGAAAGCGGUCAAAGCUGGGUCAGAAGGAUGAUGAUCCCAAGCCUCGAGCUCAGUCCAAGAUACAGCGAAAGAUUCAAGAUGAUGAUGUGCUGGUCGGGGGCGCAGGGUGGGGGGCAGGGAGGCGGACAAGAAACAAACCCAGAGGUGCUCCGGAUCAAGACAUGACCAAUUUUUGAAGAUGUGUUGUGCCUAUGUCGUUGGAUGAGAAAGAGACAUGAAUAUUGUCAAACCCGCCUUGCCGAGUGUGCUAGUGGAACCAGGGACAAUGAAUACGGGAGUAUCUCGAGAGCCUGAUCAACGCACAUCAAAGCCAAGACCAGUGACUACAUACAUACAUACAUACAUACAUACAUACAUACAUACAUACAUACA
Exophiala mesophila is the source of this 3353-nucleotide messenger RNA. RefSeq lists its product as hypothetical. The coding region runs from base 611 to 3157 and encodes 848 amino acids. NCBI's taxonomy places the organism in Eukaryota, Fungi, Ascomycota, Eurotiomycetes, Chaetothyriales, Herpotrichiellaceae. The record is from RefSeq and is a predicted model, not a curated record. The transcript has 2 exons. Gene Ontology annotation, biological process: mitotic G2 DNA damage checkpoint signaling; DNA replication initiation; mitotic DNA replication checkpoint signaling.